Messenger RNA from Lolium rigidum, 1002 nucleotides. RefSeq lists its product as uncharacterized. Lineage: Eukaryota; Viridiplantae; Streptophyta; Magnoliopsida; Poales; Poaceae. The record is from RefSeq and is a predicted model, not a curated record. Bases 1 to 1002 code for a protein of 333 amino acids. The transcript has 8 exons. Gene Ontology annotation, biological process: meristem maintenance; meristem development.
AUGGAGAACCUUAUUGGCAUGGCUCCUCCGCCGCCAGAAGAUCCAAAGGAGAGAGCUCCCGCCGGUGCACCUUUCGAUUGGAUUUGGCUUAACUUUGGACAAUGCCCGGAAGGGGCCAACAGGGACACUAUCAGGACGUACACCUGCGUGUACUUGUGGUACAUGAUUUCGAGGACUCUCUUUCCUGACAGUGGUGGGAAGCUGGCCCAUUGGUGUUGGCUCAAGGCGCUUAAGGUGUUGGAGCACCGGUGGAGUAGGGGAACAGCGGCACUUGCCUACCUCUACCGGCAGUUGGACGAAACUUGUCACAGGACUGGGAGCGGUGGUAUUGGUGGAUGUUUGCUCCUACUUUCCGUAUGGAGCUGGGACCGCCUAUCAGUUGGGCGGCCCAGGAUACUCAACGAGAGGCCAUGGCAUCAUCACCGGAACAACCUUGAUCGGGAGCCCACUUGGGCAUACCUUUGGGACAAUGUCUCCGAGAUGACGAGCGAUCCAAAGAUCAUGUACAUGCACUACACUGAGGAGUUGGACACUCUUACCGCUGAGCAGGGGUGCCCACCUCAGUGGCAAGACACGGACCACACGCUUCAUAGCAACUAUCUCCAAUGGUUUCAUCAAAGCACGCGUAUCGAGUUAGUGAAACCCGCGUAUGAUGACGACAUCUUGGAUGACCCCAUCGAGUUCGAUGAGGUUGCGCAAAGAUUUGCCGGAAUAGUUGACUCCGGGCAAGCAUGGGCGGUUCCUGAGAAAUAUCUGAUCGAUCACAGUAGCCCCUCUUAUGCCCACAUCAAAGUCAACAUAGGUUACAACAAGAAGAUAACAUCAAGUCAUCAGUCCGCUGAACUGGCGGGCAGGCAGAGAGGUGUCUUUUUCUUCGGUGUUGAAUUGGUGACCAAACAUGUUCACGCGGUGCAGCGCUAUUCAGAGACUGUCAUGGCCAAAGAUUGUAUAGCUUUGGAAGUAGUUUGGAUACCUCCACAAGGCAACUUCGAGCCUGUAUAG